Molecule: messenger RNA, 1534 nt
Organism: Hemibagrus wyckioides
Lineage: Eukaryota; Metazoa; Chordata; Actinopteri; Siluriformes; Bagridae
Product: lysophosphatidic acid receptor 6-like
Exons: 1
Coding region: 141-1178 (345 amino acids)
Biological process (GO): G protein-coupled receptor signaling pathway
Cellular component (GO): plasma membrane
Molecular function (GO): G protein-coupled receptor activity
Source: RefSeq, a predicted model, not a curated record
UUGACAUGCUACGAGCUCUGUGAGAACGUAAGUAACACAAUUUAUUUCUAGCAAUUAAAUUCUUGUGUUAAUGUUUCAUAGACAUGGUAUAGCUUUGCUCACAAAUGUAUGUAAAUGUGUGGCUUAAUUUUGCUCUCUAGAUGAAUUGCACAAAUGUUUCCUCCAUCACUAACCAAACAUGUUCAGUGGACCCCCAGCCUGUCUCUAUCUCUGUGCUGAUUUGCCUGUUCCUCAUGCUUGGGUUUGUCCUGAACAUCUUCAGCUUGUGGGUCUUCAAGUACCGCACACCAGAGUGGAAGUCUGGAACGUUUCUUCAGUUCCACCUGGCCAUCAGCGACCUCAUUUUAUGUCCUCUGGCACCCUUUUUGACGGUUUACUUAUCACUGGGACACUGGCCUUUCGGACAUCUGAUGUGUCGGCUCAAGAUCGUCCUGUUGUUUAUCCACUUUUAUGGCAGUAUUGUUUUUCUCACCCUCAUAAGCGUCCACCGUUACAUAUCUGUGGUUUACCACAGUCAGGAAUUCCGCAUGAAACAAAAGGACUUUGUAAAGAAGCUUUGUGUAGGAGUUUGGGCUUUCGUGCUGAUCAAUGGAGUGGUGUGUUGUCUGUUUCUGGGUACAAGCACAGUUGGGAAUCACACAUUGUGUUUCAGCAUCCACCAGGAUCAAUACACCACGGUGUAUUUUGCUUUCAAUUUCGCUCUACUCAUCCCUGGAUUCCUGAUCCCAUUCACGAUAUUGCUGGUGUGUUACGGCCGCUUGGCAAGAUCCGUGUCCAGCAUCAACAUCUACCAUCAGAAAGGCAAGCUCAUGAGGAGUAAGUCACGCAAAAUGAUGGCUGUUUGCUUGCUGAUAUUUGUACUGUGUUUUGCACCCAUUCAUGUGAUUCAAGCUGUAAUGGUGGUGGUCAAGAAAUUCUACCCCGGACACUACCGCCUGCUUUUGCAAUUAGAGACAUCGUACUACGCCUCCUGGAUCUUGUGUAUAGCCAACUGCUGUCUUGAUCCGCUGAUCUACUUCUUUGCCUCAAAUAACUUUUUGGCAACCUUCCGCAGCUCCCUGAGGAAAAUUGGAGUCAGGUUCCAGACGACUCGUGAGGAUAAUGAGCAUGACAGCCCACAGACCACACAUGUCUUCCCCACUCCUAGGGUGAUUAAGAGAAAAAUCAUUGACUCAUAACUUCUGUACCCUUAUAAUGGAACACAGCUUGUUACAGCUUUCACCUGGGAGUGUACCAUUUAAGGUGUAAGGUGUUCAUAAAAUCAGGUUUGAUCUUAAAUUUGCUCUUAUUUCUAAAAAUGAAACUUGGGGAUUUCUGAAAGCCGUAACUGAAAUAGUUGGUUUUCUUUUGGUGCCGGUGCACCAGCAUGCUUGUGCACUCUCACUUCUCAGGGGACUUUCAGACAAACCAGUGUUACAGAAGCAAGGGGGAGUGAACAAAUAUGUGAAAUUCCCAAAUGUAGAAAUGAUAGAAAGACAGAAACAAACACAGACAGAUAAAAUGAAAAUGAAAGAAUGCUAAAUGGAAAGGAAAG